AUGACUGCGUCGGCUAUUCAGAGCCACUUGCAACAUUCAGCUGCAAGCGACUGCUACGACCCCGAUGACGUUCUUCCGCACGACAGCCCGCAAAUGCAAGCUCACCGUCCCAGAUUACAGCCCUCGCCCAGUCCUCCGCCCGAACUUGGCCUCGGUCCGAAGUUGCUACACGGUCGUCGCAGGGUUGAGCCUAUCCAAGGCGAUGCUGUACUAGUAUCUCAUCUUGGGAACGGUAGGCUGCCAGAAGUCGCCCAUGCAGCUGCCCUGGAGCCACUUGCCUCGGAUAAUGGGUCUGAAGACGAUUCGUCCUCCCCGACGUCUCCUGAUCGCGAAAUGACCAAGCCGGCUGAACCUUUCGAUCUCAAGAUUCUUGCGGCGGACGCCUUGGCCUUCACUGCUACAGAAGCUCCUACCUCGGAUGCGAUUGCCGCCGCGACAUCUAAACCCGACCAUUCGGGCGACGGGCCAAGAGGUCAGCACAAGUCGGUACCCCUAGGGAUCGGUAGUCGUGACCUACCUAUACGCGAUGAGCGCCCUGCUCUGGCUGCCCCCGCCGUAGUCUAUUCUGCCAGUAACAACCACGCGCCGCGUCGUUCAGUGCCUAGCCUGAGCAACGCCGAGGUCACGUCCCCAGUGAGCCCUUCACAGCAGUCGGCACCCGGCGGCCUGCCUCCCCUCCUGGAUUCGCCAAAAUCUGACGGAAGCGGGCAUGGUCCAUUACCGUCUAUAAGGGCCCAGCUUGGGGACUUCAAGCGCUUGGCAGAGACCGCAAUGAGUCCAGAGAAUGACAUAGGCUGCGUACGACAUGCUGCCUCAUUUCCACGCUCGCCUCCGGCAAACAUCCCUCGUUUACCGUCGUUAGCCGGUCUACCAAUCGGUCAAGCGUCGCCACCAAUCUCUCCCAAUGAAGGUUUCCGAAGAGAGCUUCCGUCGCCCGCCCACACUAUACCUUCUCUUAGCCCCUACUACUACUCUUCUUCAUCAAACGGCGGCCAUCAUCGGCCAAGCACCGACUACAGUAGUGGGACAGCAGAGACCCCGAGCACAGAUCACACCGCUUUAACGCCAGCCCAUUCUGUCGCAGACCGCAUGAGUAUUGAUGGCCUCACAAACCCACAAACUGGUUACAUUUGCACGUUCUCGGGGUGCAAUGCUGCGCCGUUCCAGACUCAGUAUCUAUUAAACUCGCACGCCAAUGUUCAUUCGUCUGCCCGGCCUCACUAUUGCUCGGUCAAGGGUUGUCCUCGAAGCGAAGGCGGCAAAGGUUUCAAGAGGAAGAAUGAAAUGAUAAGGCACGGCCUCGUUCAUGACUCUCCUGGAUACGUUUGUCCCUUCUGCCCAGACAGAGAACACAAAUAUCCACGUCCAGACAAUCUUCAAAGACAUGUUCGUGUACACCACGUGGACAAGGAUAAGGACGACCCGCUUUUGCGGGAUGUCCUGUCGCAAAGACCGGAUGGACCGAAUCGCGGUCGACGGCGUAGAGGAGGCCCUGCCUAG
Colletotrichum higginsianum IMI 349063 is the source of this 1500-nucleotide messenger RNA. Its product is annotated as C2H2 type zinc finger protein. The record is from RefSeq and is a predicted model, not a curated record. The coding region runs from base 1 to 1500 and encodes 499 amino acids. Gene Ontology annotation, cellular component: nucleus. Lineage: Eukaryota; Fungi; Ascomycota; Sordariomycetes; Glomerellales; Glomerellaceae. The transcript is spliced from 2 exons. Gene Ontology annotation, biological process: regulation of transcription by RNA polymerase II.